GUUCGGGCCUCCGACGAGUUGGACUGAGACCGUGAUGGCGGCGCAGUGACGUCUUGGUGACGGUUCUAGUCGCGUUUGAAGACGGACUCGGCUGGCUGCACGUUAGCUGGCCGCCGCGCGAGGUGCAGUCGACCAUCGGCCAUCGACGCUCGAGCCCCCGCCGCGGCCCGUCGGCCGCAUCAACGCGCUAAAACCAAGAGGCGUCGCGCGCGCCGAGAUGUUCUACAGUCAGGCGUUGGACGCGGGCGAGUCGCUCAACUUGCUGCAAAAAUCGCCGAUUGGCGCCAGAGAAAAGCGAAGGCAACUAGUGAUGCCCAGCUUCCGGUCGCUAGUGUCUUCGUCGCCGUCGGCUGCGCCAGUCGCCGUACAGCAGCCGCUGAAGGCGGCUAAACUCGCCAUGGGAUCCGCGGCCAGCAGCAGCAGCCCCCUGGAAGCAAACAACACAGGGGAGGAGUCCCCCUCGGUGGGGCCCACGAGUAGACUGAUUGCCCCCAGGCCUGCCAUUAUUCCCUCCCUUGCCUCGCCAAAGCGGCCAAUGAAAAGAGACUCGUCAUGCGGGAGUCUGCUGUUGGGACUGCGGCCCUCUCUCAACCCUGGCAGGUCCAGUUUGUCCAUGAGAAAGUGCGAAACCGUAAUGGCCCUAUCGUCAUUGGAGCCAAUCAAGCCGCUCAACAGGCUGCGCGUGGCGUCGUCGCGGAAUUUGCACUGUUCGCGCUGUUCCAGUUUGGCUUCAAUGCGGUUCAGCUCGCGCUACUCAAUCAACACGGUGGUCGAGUCACCAACAACUCAAAAUCUGCUCUGCAAAAUCUGCCUGACCGAAGUGCCUCAAGCGCAAACCACCACUCUGCAGCUGUGCCAGUGUGUUUUCUGCACAGAGUGCUUAAGGCAGUACGUCAGUUUCGAGAUCCAGGAGGCAGCCUACGACAUCGCAUGUCCAGACGCAGGUUGCGAGAAGCAAGGCGUCCUUGGCCUCCAGGAAAUCGAAUCAUUAGUUAGCACCGAUCUCAUGGAAAAGCACCAAAAGUUCAGAUUAGACAAAGAGGUAGACUUGGACUCGGGCCGAACGUGGUGUCCGCGCGCUGGCUGUGAAACCAUCUGCACCAUCUGCCCUGGGUGUCAGCCGCAGUGCGUCAGCUGCCCAUCAUGCAGCGACGCCUUCUGCUCAAGCUGCAAGAAACCUUGGCACCCUGGAGCCCAGUGCAGUCUGGAAAAGAGUGAGAGCUCGUUGAUAUUCGACCCCGAGAGAAUCAAACUCUGUCCUAUGUGCAAAGUGCCGAUCGAGAAGGACGAGGGUUGCGCCCAAAUGAUGUGCAAGCGGUGCAAACACGUCUUCUGCUGGUACUGCCUCGCCUCCCUUGAUGACGACUUCCUCUUGCGCCACUACGACAAGGGACCGUGCAAAAACAAGUUGGGCCAUUCAAGGGCGUCGGUGAUCUGGCACCGGACGCAGGUGAUCGCCAUCUUUGCCGGCUUUGGCAUUCUGUUGCUGGUGGCGUCUCCGCUGCUCUUGCUGGCCGCGCCCUGCAUCGUCUGCUGCAAGUGCCGCGUCUGUCAGGAAAAGUACGACGAGACAUCAGAGAACGCGGCCACCAACCCUGAGUCGGAGCACUUGCAACCCAACCCGCUAUGAGAGUAUUUUCUGUUGUUUCAUAUGCGUCUGUUGAGCAGAAACAAUUUGCUGAUGUAUUUUUGUAAAAAAAAAACUGGUGGUUUCCGACUUGUUUGCGUUAUGUGAUUGCAAUCAGACGAGCAGGUGUGCGACUUCCAGCGACAUCCGCGUUGCAGGUCUCAAAGCGUUUAGUUAGAUUUUGCUGAGAGACUGAGAAAGAUUCGACCAGGCCUGCAAUUCUGAUGAUCCGCGAGUUCCAUCCUCAAACCAUUUUAUCCACAGCUUUGGUGACGCGCUAAAAUUGCUUGGAUAUUUUAAGAUGCAUGCGUACUUACAGGCUGAUUUAGAAAACGGAAUCGUACAUUGAACUCUUUGAAAUCCAAGGGCAAUAACUUGCUUUAUGCUGAUAACAUCGUGAUUGGUGCAUGAGGCAAAGGCACCGCGCGAAUUUAUCUAUCUAACUCUUGCCACUUUGAAUUUCUCCGCCCAAAUCGCGCUCUCGUGAAUUUUCUGUACUUAAAUGUGAUGUCGAUUAUUAUGAAAUAUAUUACCGCCGCAGUUAACCAAACAGAUCGGUGUUGAGCGUGUAUGCGAUUGAUUUAAAAACUUUCCAUUAGUUAAUACAACGGCAGAAAAGUGACAGAUACAUGUGAAAUACAUACAAAUCUUAUUCUUUAGUUUGUGCGUUGAAAAUGAAUACAACUGUUUAUUUUAAUAUUCAAUAUUUAUAACGUGAUAUUUUAAAUACUAUGCUUUAGCGCAGUUGAAUUGUACUUAUCGUACCGAGGACAAACUCUGUCGCAUGUGUGUUGAGGUGAAACAUUGUUCCUACAUGAUCUUGUGCGUACUUUGAGAAGGGAUGUCAAUCAUGUGAACAGAACUUGCAGUUGAUUUGGUCGAAACUGUGAAAAUGGUGUAUUGAAUGGAAGGUAUAAAGAGACCAUUUAAAUAUUGUACAUGAUCACCACGUUAAAUAAUAAUGUGUAUGUCUUUGAUAUUAUUUAAUCGCUUCAAAAAUGGUUUUCGUAAAUAAAACGUAAUUCAAUUGCAAUCACUAA
Cloeon dipterum is the source of this 2667-nucleotide messenger RNA. RefSeq names its product probable E3 ubiquitin-protein ligase RNF144A. Gene Ontology annotation, cellular component: ubiquitin ligase complex; cytoplasm. Gene Ontology annotation, biological process: positive regulation of proteasomal ubiquitin-dependent protein catabolic process; protein polyubiquitination; ubiquitin-dependent protein catabolic process. Gene Ontology annotation, molecular function: ubiquitin conjugating enzyme binding; ubiquitin protein ligase activity; zinc ion binding. Lineage: Eukaryota; Metazoa; Arthropoda; Insecta; Ephemeroptera; Baetidae. The transcript is spliced from 9 exons. The coding region runs from base 218 to 1630 and encodes 470 amino acids. The record is from RefSeq and is a predicted model, not a curated record.